Molecule: messenger RNA, 1797 nt
Organism: Parathielavia appendiculata
Lineage: Eukaryota; Fungi; Ascomycota; Sordariomycetes; Sordariales; Chaetomiaceae
Product: peptidase-like protein
Exons: 6
Coding region: 1-1797 (598 amino acids)
Biological process (GO): proteolysis
Molecular function (GO): tripeptidyl-peptidase activity; serine-type endopeptidase activity
Source: RefSeq, a predicted model, not a curated record
AUGCUUCAGCGUCUUCUGUUUGCCGCGGCAUUCGCUGCCCUCGGGCAAUGCGGAUCUAACGUCCUGGAGUCUCUCCCCGCGAAACCCCGAGGAUGGACUCGCCUGAGCGACGCCUCGCCAGAGCAGAACCUCAAGCUGCGCAUCGCCCUGCACCAGCCUAACGAGGCUUUGUUUGAGCGCACGCUGUACGAGAUUUCGGACCCGGCGCAUCCCAAAUAUGGCCGGCACCUCUCGCGGGACGACCUCUCGUCUCUGAUGGCGCCUCGCGCAGAGUCAACCUCAGCCGUGCUUUCCUGGUUGCGCGACGCCGGCAUCCCCAGCUCAAAGGUCCACGAGGACGGCGAGUGGAUCAACUUCAACGUUACGGUCCGCGAGGCUUCGGCCCUGCUGGACGCUGACUUCGGUGUUUGGGGCCACGACGGGACCAACAUCAAGAGGGUGCGCGCCUUGCAGUACUCGGUCCCCGACGAGGUCCGUCAGCACAUCAAGAUGGUCGCCCCCGUCGUCCGAUUCGGACAGGUCCAACCUCAGAAAAGCCAGAUCUUCGAAGUGGCUGAUGCCAAGUUGCCCGAAGUCAAGGCUGCCGCCGCCAUCCCGCCGCAGGAGCUGGAUGCCGCCGCAUGCAAUGCCAGUAUCACGCCCGAGUGUCUCAGGGCCCUGUACAAUGUCGGCUCGUACCAGGCGGACCCCAGCAAGAAGAGCCUUUUCGGCCUGGACUUAUUCGUCGACCAGUACGCUCCGUAUGCCGCUGACGCCAACUUCACCGCUGUAGGCGUGAACGGCGGGGUCAACAACCAGGGUCCGUCCGAGAACGACGAUGUCGAGGCCAACCUGGAUAUCCAAUACGCAGUCACCAUGAGUUACAAGACGCCGAUCACCUACUACAGCACUGCCGGCCGAGGACAGCUUGUGCCUGAUCUUGAUCAACCGGAUCCGAAUGACGGUUCCAACGAGCCAUACCUCGAUUUCUUCUCGUAUAUGCUCAAGCUUCCCGACUCCCAGCUGCCGCAGACCCUGACUACAUCAUACGGUGAGGAUGAGCAGUCGGCACCACGGGCCUUUGCCGAGAAGGUCUGCCAGAUGAUUGGCCAACUCGGAGCCCGUGGCGUGUCUGUUCUGUUUUCAUCCGGAGACACUGGCGUUGGUUCCGCGUGCCAGACCAACAACGGCAAGAACGCAACCCGUUUCCUGCCCAUCUUUCCCGCCGCCUGCCCCUAUGUAACCUCGGUCGGCGCCACGCGCUACGUCAACCCCGAGCAGGCUGUCAGCUUCUCCUCGGGCGGCUUCUCCGACAUCUUUCCGCGCCCAGCUUACCAAGACGCCGCCGUAUCCUACUACCUCAAGACGCAGCUCAAGGACCACUGGCAGGGGUUCUAUAAUCCGCACGGCCGCGGCUUCCCGGAUGUGGCGGCGCAGGGUGUUAAAUACCACGUGUUCUCCGGGGACAAGGACAUCCUAGUGUCAGGGACAAGCGCGUCGGCGCCCAUGUUUGCCGCGCUCGUUAGCCUGCUGAACAACGCCCGCCUGGCCCAGGGGCGGCGGCCGCUCGGGUUCUUGAACCCCUGGCUCUACUCAGUCGGAAAGCAGGGGCUGACGGAUAUCGUGCACGGCGGAUCAACCGGGUGCACCGGGAAGGAUGCCUACUCGGGCUUGCCGACGCCGUUUGUGCCGUACGCCAGCUGGAAUGCGACGCCCGGGUGGGAUCCCGUCACGGGGCUCGGCACGCCGCUGUUUGAUAAGCUGCUGCAUCUGAGCACCCCGGGCGGGAAGUUGCCCCAUAUCGGCCACGGUCACUAA